Messenger RNA from Camelina sativa (false flax), 597 nucleotides. The record is from RefSeq and is a predicted model, not a curated record. NCBI's taxonomy places the organism in Eukaryota, Viridiplantae, Streptophyta, Magnoliopsida, Brassicales, Brassicaceae.
AUGGUGGUCAUGAUGAUGAAUUUGAGGGUCUAUUUGAUGAGAGUUGUCAAUCUCCACAACAACAGCAACCUCGAUUCAUAUCUAAAGCGUGAAGUUGAACUUAUUAGCUUAGGCGAUGAAGAUGAGAUAUCUCAAGUUUUUCACUGCGAUGGUUUAUUGUUAUGCAUCAGCAUCACGAAGACAAAGACUAGUCUCGUGGUUUGGAACCCGUAUUGGGGCCAUACCCGGUCGAUCGAGCCCACACACAAAUUCCACAUAAUCGAUAUGUAUUCUCAUGCUCUUGGAUACGACAAGAGUAGCAAAUCCCACAAAAUCUUGAGGUUUAUUAAUUUUACGCGUCCUACUUUUGAUGAGUUCAAAAUCUACGAUUUUAACUCUGAUUCAUGGAGGGUUCUAGAUGUCACACCAGACUGGACAAUACGUUUUUUUCACCUUGGCGUGACUCUCGAGGGAAAUGCAGCGUACUGGUUUGCUACGAAGAAGUAUUCCGAAACCUACGACGAUUAUUUCUUAGUCUGUUUUGAUUUCACAAGAGACACAUUUGGGCCGUUUUUGCCUCUUCCGUUUCAUCAGUUUCUUCAAUCUCAAGAUAAAUAG